Messenger RNA from Olea europaea var. sylvestris, 1378 nucleotides. Its product is annotated as myb-related protein 330-like. Bases 215 to 979 code for a protein of 254 amino acids. The record is from RefSeq and is a predicted model, not a curated record. Lineage: Eukaryota; Viridiplantae; Streptophyta; Magnoliopsida; Lamiales; Oleaceae. The transcript has 3 exons.
UUCCCUCUCUCUCAUCAUCCAUUGCCAACCUGCCCAUUAUUCACCCCACGCCAACCACCUCUUCGUUCAUAUAUCAUACCUUCUUCUUCCAUUUCCCGAAAUCAAACUCUCUCUCAAUCAAUCAAACAUCAUUAGAAAACCAGAAAAACAGUGUACAAGGAAAAAUAUCUGUUUCUUGAAUUAUUGGAUAGUUUUUAAAGAAAAUCUUUGAACCAUGGGACGUUCACCUUGCUGUGAUAAAGCUCACACAAACAAAGGCGCUUGGACCAAAGAAGAAGACCAAAGACUCAUCAAUUACAUCCGUUUACAUGGUGAAGGUUGCUGGCGUUCCCUCCCCAAAGCCGCAGGGCUGUUGAGGUGUGGUAAAAGUUGCAGAUUGAGGUGGAUAAAUUACCUAAGGCCUGAUCUCAAGAGAGGGAAUUUUACUGAGGAAGAAGAUGAUAUAAUAAUCAAACUUCACAGUUUGCUUGGAAACAAAUGGUCUUUGAUAGCUGCUAGAUUGCCUGGGAGGACUGAUAAUGAGAUAAAAAAUUACUGGAACACGCACAUCAAACGCAAGCUUAUUAGCCAUGGUAUUGACCCUCAAACCCACUGUCCACUCAACGGCAGCGCCACCAGCAACACCAACAAGGCUCCGGUAACCACUGCUAGCAUUUCUUUGAACUUCAGAAACUCAGCUCCACCAUCAUCAGAGAAACCCACUAAUUUGCUGAACAAUGAGGCGCCUCCAGCACACUCGUCUAGCGACACCAAAUGCAGCAGCGGCACCACCGAGGAGGCUUCUCCACUGCGAGAACAAAACACCACACGUACAAAUGCAAUUGACCUUGAACUAUCCAUAGGACUUCCUUCUCAAUCAAAGUUCAAAAGGACUGCUUCUUUCAACUCAUCUGCAGUGUCUAAGCUUUUCUUUGAUUUCUUGCAACCGGCAGCGACACCAUCUCUGGAGACGUCGCGGGUGGCACGGCAAAAGAUGUGAUCUUAAUGUCAGUUAGGAUUACAGAAGGGUCAGUUGGGUAGUAAUUGCCAAGGUAGAAUUGGUCUUUACAGAUAUUGCUGACCAUUGGAUACGUAGAUUUUUAGGUGUCGAUAUUAAUGCUUUGUUUUAAUUGCAGCUCCACAAAUCUUUUUAUAUUAUUUUUUCUAGGUCAAUCAAAAUGUAACGACUCAAGAAUGUAAUUUUAGAAAGGAAUAAACCUCCUGUCUAUACAGGGACUCUCACAUGAGGGUGGAUCCUACAUGUGGACUCCAUGUGUGUGCAUCUGUACAGACUAUGUGCAAAUGGGUCUGUACAAAUAGCACAACUCUUUUAGAAAUAUCGUAUGGAGUCCAAUUGUAACAUGGAUAAAUCUCCUUGGACAGACUUUAGAAGAUUGAA